AUGAAAGACAUAUCGGAAUAAUGCAUUAAGCUAGUGGAGGAGCUAGAAAUCUAAUUUUCAAAAGUGGAAUAAUUUUUCAAACAAUUUAAAUCUGAAAUUCUAUCGAAGUAUUCAAUAUUGGAGAGUAAACUGCUAAAUUUAAAUUAAAAUCAAAUUAGUAAUACUUUAAGCAAUUUUGUUAAAUUUAAUGAGGAAAAAAAGGAACUAGCAAAUGAUUUCAUAAGAAUUACUGAUAAUUUUAUAGAAAGUUUAAGAGAAAGCAGUAAAAAGUUUGAAAUAAGUCAGGUUGAUGAUUUCUAAACUUUUGAAGAUGAAGUUCAUGACAAUUCAAAACCAUUCUCAUACGUUUUAAUGUAAGAAAAUAGAAAACACUCAUCAAUAAGGUGCUGCUCGUUUGCAUUCAAUAAUGAUUCAUCAAUUAUUGUGGCUGGAUUAGAGAGUGGUGCAAUUCAAAUAUUUGAAUUAGUAAAUGAAUUGAUGAAAGAAAAAUAGAUAUGCAAAAAUCAUAAGGAUGCAGUUUAUUGCCUAUAAUUUAUGACAAAAUCUAACCAAUUUGUCUCUGGAAGUGAAGAUGCAAGUCUUAUCAUUUGGUCGAUAAAUGAUUAACAAGAAUGGUUUAAUAGUACUAAGUUGAUAGGGCAUACUGGCAUAAUGAUGUGUUUAAUAUUAGAUAAUAGUGAAAAUGUGAUAUUCUCAGGGAACAGCGAUCGUUCAAUUAAAAUCUGGGAUAAGUAGUGUAAUUAUAACUGCACCCAAACUUUAAAUGAAAUAUCAGGAGAUAUAUUAUCAUUAAGUUUGAAUUCAGGAUAAGAUAUGUUAAUUUCUUGUAUUGAAAAAUCAGAUUAGAUAAUUGUGUAUUAAAGAUCUGAUAACUUAUGGAAGUUUUACUAGAAGAUAUCAGUAUAACUUUGGGGAUAUAGACUUUGUUUUGUAGGCAACAACAGAUUUGCAUUUUAACCUAAUGCGUCUAACAUCAUGGAAAUUUAUGAAUUAAAUCAAAUAACUAAACAAUUUACUUAAAUAAAUAAAGUUCCAGUAGAAUCAGAUAGUAAAUGUGAUGCGUUAUUCCCUUAGCAAUUUGUGAAAUAAAAAUCUAUUUUAGUGAACAAGAAUGGAUGUUUUGUAAAUUUAUUCAGAAUUAUGCCAAAUAAAACAAUUUAAAGUUAGGAAUCAAUAAAAUUCUGUAGUGAAUAGAUAUAUGGAGCAUUAGAUAAAAAAGGUGAAUAUUUAAUUACAUGGGAUGAGUACUCUUAAUAAGUAUAAUUAAGAAAAUACAAAGAGUAAUAGAUAAUUAUUUGA
This is a messenger RNA of Paramecium tetraurelia, 1299 nucleotides long. RefSeq lists its product as uncharacterized. The transcript has a single exon. NCBI's taxonomy places the organism in Eukaryota, Ciliophora, Oligohymenophorea, Peniculida, Parameciidae. Gene Ontology annotation, biological process: iron-sulfur cluster assembly. The record is from RefSeq and is a predicted model, not a curated record. Gene Ontology annotation, molecular function: protein binding. Gene Ontology annotation, cellular component: cytosolic [4Fe-4S] assembly targeting complex.